AUGGCAGAUGUGAGCAAACUUGUGUUCUCAAUUUUGAAGUUUCUAGAAGACCAGAAGAGAUCUGGCCAACUAGAUGAUGAAGCAGCAGAAAGUCUAGAAGUUGCUGUGCAGUGCCUGGAGCAGGUUUAUAAAUUGAACACAAGUGAAGAGCAGUUUGUGAGAAAGUACUCCAUCCCACAAAAUUUGUUGGAUAUAUUCAACUCGCAUCAGCAUGAGACCGAGUCAGACAUAUCUUCCUUGUCAUUACACGAGGCAUUGGCAGAACAGAAGGAGGAGGCAGAGAGAUUGAAGAGUAAAGGAAAUGAUUUCAUGAAGUCAGAAAAGUAUUCUGAUGCCCUUGAAAGUUACUCUCAGGCAAUAAGACUUGAUGCAAAGAACGCUGUUUAUUUCUGCAACAGAGCUGCUGCUUACAGCAAGUUGAACAAGCACCAGCUGGCAAUAGAAGACUGUAACAGGGCACUGGCCAUUGAUCCUGGCUACAGCAAGGCUUAUGGUCGCAUGGGCAUUGCCUACACUGCCCUAGAAGACCAUGAGAGUGCAUUUGAGUGCUACCGCAAGGCCAUUGAGUUGGACCCAGACAAUCAGAGCUAUCAGAACAACUUAGAGAUAGCAGAACAGAAGCUGAAAGAAGCUGCCUUACAGGCUGGAUUCAAUGUCGGACCAGCUGCAAAUUUGGGCGGUCUAGGUGGUCUCGGCAAUUUAGAUUUUGCCUCGCUGUUCAAUGACCCAAACAUUGUUAAUAUGGCUACAACCAUGAUGUCAAACCCUCAGGUGCAGCAGAUGAUGACAAGCUUCAUGAGUGGUUCCAACCCUCCCACUGGAGGGGGAAUUGCAAAUCUCUUACAGGCGUCACAACAGAUGGCAUCACAGAUGCAGCAAGCCAACCCAGAACUGGUUCAACACCUCAGAGAACAAAUGAGAGGACAGAACCCAUCCAGUGACAACAGCAGUGAUUCAAACCCACCCCAUCAGUAA
Molecule: messenger RNA, 975 nt
Organism: Candidula unifasciata
Lineage: Eukaryota; Metazoa; Mollusca; Gastropoda; Stylommatophora; Geomitridae
Source: the annotation of a GenBank genome assembly